This is a messenger RNA of Poecilia latipinna (sailfin molly), 992 nucleotides long. RefSeq names its product guanidinoacetate N-methyltransferase (gene gamt). The transcript has 6 exons. Gene Ontology annotation, biological process: creatine biosynthetic process. The record is from RefSeq and is a predicted model, not a curated record. The coding region runs from base 167 to 874 and encodes 235 amino acids. Gene Ontology annotation, molecular function: guanidinoacetate N-methyltransferase activity. NCBI's taxonomy places the organism in Eukaryota, Metazoa, Chordata, Actinopteri, Cyprinodontiformes, Poeciliidae. Gene Ontology annotation, cellular component: cytoplasm; nucleus.
CUUAAAUCUUGGAAUGUGUAUUUGCGCUUUUUGACCCCCAGUCACACGAUUGCGGUGUCAGCAGUUGUGAGCUCGAUAUAAACCACCGCCUCCUCCACUUUCACCCUCUUCUGUGUCAGAGAAACCCUCCAGUAGAGCCCGCCAACCGCAACGACAGCAAACCAAAAUGACCUCCGCUCCUCAGCCCAUAUUCACCAAGGGAGAGGACUGCAAGCCCUCCUGGCACGACGCUAACGCCGGGUACAAUGAGGCCGACACACACCUAGAGAUCAUGGGCAAGCCGGUCAUGGAACGCUGGGAAACCCCGUACAUGCACUCGCUGGCGACCGUUGCAGCUUCUAAAGGCGGUCGGGUUCUGGAGAUCGGGUUUGGCAUGGCCAUCGCUGCCACGAAGGUGGAGUCCUUCCCCAUCGAGGAGCACUGGAUAAUCGAGUGCAACGAUGGAGUAUUUGCCCGUCUGGAGAACUGGGCCAAGUCUCAGCCUCACAAGGUCGUCCCUCUGAAGGGUCUCUGGGAAAACGUUGUUCCAACCCUGCCAGACAAUCACUUUGAUGGUAUUCUCUAUGACACAUAUCCUCUCUCAGAGGAAACGUGGCACACUCACCAGUUUGAUUUCAUUAAGGGUCACGCUCACAGGAUGCUCAAACCUGGAGGCGUCCUCACCUACUGCAACCUGACCUCCUGGGGUGAACUGCUCAAGGGAAAAUACGACAACAUUGAGAAAAUGUUCCAGGAAACCCAGGUGCCCCAUUUGCUCGAGGCCGGCUUCAAGAAGGACAAGAUUAGCACCACCACCAUGGACAUUGAACCACCCACUGAAUGCAAAUACUACUCCUUCAAGAAGAUGAUCACUCCCACUAUUGUGAAAGAAUAAAGGACGAAGACGCCGCCGCUGCUGCAGCCUUUUUAUAUUCAGAUGUGCCUUUUGUCUCCUGCCAAUCACGUAUUUCACUGUACAACGUUUUAAUAAAACAAACUCCAUCAUAACUGCA